Molecule: messenger RNA, 2185 nt
Organism: Pelagomonas calceolata
Lineage: Eukaryota; Pelagophyceae; Pelagomonadales; Pelagomonadaceae
Source: the annotation of a GenBank genome assembly
AGCACCGAUUUGCAGCCGCGCAGCCCGACUGCCAAGUGGCCCGCGGGUGACUGACGACUGCUGAAACGCGCAUCGUUAGCAACGCACAGCACCGCAGCAACAGCCAGCGACAGCUGCCGCCACACCGAGCACCCGUGACCCUGCUGCAGCCGAACGCAAGGCAGCGAUGGUGCGCACGCGCAAGCAAAGAGAAGCUGCGCCGACGCCCGACAAAGCCACCAAAGCACCGGAGGAGGCGCCCAAGCAGAAGAAGAAGUCUUCUAAAGGCGGCCUCACCUCAUACCUCAACUCGUCCACGCUCGCGACGUGCGCGGCCGUGGCCUACGUCGCGUUCGCCUACCGCAAUUUUUCGAGGGUGCUCGAUCCGCUCGCGAACCUCCCGGACGAUUACAGAGGUGGUGUCCAAGUCACACCUAUGUGGCCCGAGAACUCGACGCUGGACGUGGAGGUCGCGCUGUCGACGUACGCGUCGCUCCCGCACGAUUUUAUGAGGAAUGCAUCUUUGUACGACGAUUCGACGGUGAUCAUCUGGCGGGAACAAAACAUAGAGCUCAACACGCACACCAAGGACCGCAAGAUUGAUUUAAGGUUGUGUGCGUCGGAAAGCGCUUUACAGUGCUCCGACGCUGCAUUAGCAGCCGCCGAGCGGGCGGCGCAGCCCGGUGUUUUGUCAAGGUUGAUCUUGGGCGAGGAGAGCAGUGGCCCGCGGCAACGUAUUAUACUACCACCAAAGGCCUGGGCGCAGCUCCAGGCGAACGGCACAUUAUAUUUGCACUCGGCCGUGACGCGUAUCACCGAAAAAGCCAGGUGGCGCGGCCUCGCGGAUAACGAUGUCCGGCGCACGGCGCGCGUGCCGUCUAUUGCAUUAGUAAAAUUCGAGGCGGCGCCCAAAGGAAGAGCGGCGCUGGCAAAGAGGAAGCUGCUCUACGACGUCCACCCGACGCUCGGUUCACUAGGACCGCCGGCGCCCUGGGCGCCGACCUACACCGGAGAAGACGGCGAGAUGUGCGCCAAGUGGAAGCCCGAGGCGGCGGUGCGCGUCGUCGCAGAAUUUCGCGACUGGCCGGCCGACGUGAGUGUGCCGGGCAUGCAGCGCUUUCGAGAUCGGGCGCCGGGCGGCUCCGUGGUCUACAAGUACGCGCCGCCGACGUACGCCGACGAGAUCGGCCUGACGUCCGACAAAUAUCUCGUGGUGAACAGCACGGUGGACGCGCUGCCGCUCUCGCUAAACUUCCAGCCCUUAUCGUUCGCGCGGUGGCAGCUCAUCGCGCGCAUGGAGGAGGGUCUGAAAGCGCAGCAGGAGGACUUUGGGUUCUCCGAGAACGACAUCGAUGAAGUCAGGCGAUUGAUAGCAGACACGAAGACGUGGUUGUUAGCGGUCACAAUGCUCGCGUCCGUCUUGCACUUGUUAUUUGAAUUCUUAGCCUUCAAGAGCGACGUGGACUUCUGGAAGAACAACAAAUCACUCAGGGGCUUGUCCGCGCGGUCGGUGGUCGUCGACCUCAUUUCGCAGAUUGUUGUAUUGGCCUACCUCGUGGACCAGGGGUCGAGUUUACUCGUAUCGAUUCCCGCGGCCGGGGCCAUAUUAAUACAAUGCUGGAAGGUCGAGAAGGCGACGGGCGUGCGGCCGGACUUCUCGCGGCCGUUUCCGUGGAUAAGGUGCGAGCGGCUCGAGGCCGUGGCCCUCUCCGCGAAGAACGCCAAGGCCGACGACAAGGGCGCGCAGCUCGACGCGGCGACGCUGCGCGUGGACCGCCUCGCGACGCUGUACUUAUCUCUAUCGCUCGGGCCGCUCGUCGUCGGCUACGCGGUCAAGACGCUCAUCUACGACGCCCAUCUGGGCUGGUACUCGUGGGGCCUCGGCGCCAUGACGAACGCCGUCUACACGGGGGGCUUCAUCCUCAUGACGCCGCAAUUGGCGCUCAACUACCACCUCAAGAGCGUGUCGCACCUGCCGUGGCGGCUCCUCUGCUUCCGCUUUGUGAACACGUUUAUUGACGACCUGUUCGCCUUCGUGAUCAAGAUGCCGGUGAUGCACCGCGUGUCUUGCUUCCGCGACGACGUCGUCUUCCUCAUCUACCUUUAUCAGAGGCGCAUCUACUCCGUGGACAUGAGUCGGGGCGUCGCGGGCGAGGACGCGGCGCAGUAAGUUAAAGGGCCCCCGAGUCAGAGUUUGAUUUUUAGU